AUGCUUCUGCUCCCCACUUUCAUCCAUGGCCUUGGCCUUCUUCUCGCGAUCACCGCGUCCUUCAAGUUCAACGUCGUUGCCCCUGGGGAUCUCGUCCAAUGGCUGCUCGCCCCCGCGCCACUGUACUCGGACCCGAAACUGUUCGAGGAAUAUGUGCAUCCGAUGCGCAGACUCGAUGUCGUGGACUAUUACUGGCAAGAGGACGACGCGCAACUGCGUAGGGUGCUCCCCCUGAUGGACAAGAUCGCCGUACUGUUCAAGGAGAUCGGGUACACGAACUACACUUGGGACUCGGACGUGGUCGCUGGGGCAUACACAUUCUCAUUUGAGCGACCUCGCCGAGUGUACGAGAACGACACGGACGACGACGACAAGGAUGGAAAGAAGGUGACCCCCGUUCAACACGCUGCGCCCGGGUGCACUUGUCUGGGCGAUUCUGUGAUCUCGCCCAGUGUGGAUCAACCCCAGACUCCUUCUCCCAUCACUGCAAGCUCAUCCACAGUUGUGGUCGUGCCUCGCCCGGCGCCUAACACAGCCACCCGCACCCUGGACGUCGAUUUGAUCAUCUCGCCCAGUGUGAAUCUUCUGGAUGGGCUUGUCUCCACUGCGACUGCCAUCAGUGCGUCUUCUCCCCACGCUGCAACUCAGAUGUCUGGGACCGCGUCCGUUACUCAAUCUGCGCCCUCAUCUCAACACACAUCUGAGCUCAAUCUUCUGGCUUCUUUGCUUCUUAUUGCUUGCUUCACCGUCUUCUGUAUCAUGUACCGACUGCGAAUGCUUGACUUCACUUGCUUGGCUGAGACAGACACUGCACCCACCACCACCCCUGUCCUCUCGUGCUCUCCUAGCUUGCAAGUCCAGGUGGCUGCGACGACGGCGGACGACGAUAAGACUCAAUGCAUGCUGGUUCUGGUCGGGCUCGCCUACCUUGCUCAAGUCGCCAAGGCUGGCUUCUUGAACGCACCCACGCACGAGAUCUGCAAUGAGGCUCACUCGUCUUCUUCGUUGACAGUGGUUGCGAAUGUACCUAGCGCUGCGGAUUUUGACGACCGCCGACCAAGUUUGUUGUUCCCAGAGAACGUGGGUCCAUGCUUCAUGGAGUUCGAUGAUCGAGAGUUUCUGGCCUCUUCAUCCAUGCCUCGCAUCGUCGAGCUCACGAGUAACGAUUCAGACCUGAGUGCAAGCUCAGACGAGGUCGAUGGCAUCGAGUUGCCCCCCUCAGAGUCCUGUAAGCAUUCAGCUCCCAACGACGAGAUUGAGAUUGCCUCUCUGGAGUCCCAGCAAGCUGCCAUUGAGCCUGCUAUAGCUGCACCGUUUGGAGUCCCCCAGCCCACUACUUUGCAAACCAUUCUUCCCAGUCAAAAAGCAAACCACUCUUCGCCGACGACAAGGGCCCCUCGAAGCUCCGUCAAGUCACGACUGCCAGUGCCGAUCUCGAAGCAGGGGAAGGCCCCGAUGUCCCGUCGUGCGCAUGAGCCGCAAGUCGUGCGGGAGACUGCUGCCGGUCGAGAUCCUGCGCCAGCAAGCGUAUCACGCUUCCGCUUCGCGCCAUCUCAGUACCAGCCGACGGUCAUAUAUGCAACAUCUCGCCUUCCCAGCAUCCAAACUCCUCAUUCGUACGCAUACAUCCAGGGACCGGUGCAAUCACCCAAUCAAUCACUCACUUCCUUACGGCCCACCCACCACAUAAACCACCCCCGGGCCGGGGCCUGGCAGGGUUGAGCGCACCACUCGCCACGACGAUAGUAAUGACGACGACAAUCUGACCAAUGCUUUGAACCGGAAGAACCGCAUCUCGCUGCUCUGAUAACCCAGCCACUGCACGCGACUGAUCUCGAGUAACGUGCUCAGACGUCGCUGGCCGUGCCAAGAAGUGGGGACGCCCCUUCGCGGCACGGCGGCAAUCUGGCCGUAGCGGGGCUGACGGGCCUUUGCUGCGGUGCAGAGGGUUAGAUGAUGAGUGCGGCUGUGUGCUCCAUGGUGCGAGCUUGGGAGGGGAGUCUUCGUCUGUCUGUCGUCCGCGCGGAAAUCAACCACUGCUGUCUCGUCUCGGUCUCGGUCUCGGUCUCUCUGUGAUCUCUCUUGGAUUUGGAUCUGCUUCAUCUUGGAUUUGCACGAGUCUCUCCCUCUCUCAUAGAUUCGCUCUGUAGAUCAGAGCUGUGCUCCAUAUAUUGCUUCAUAUAGAAUGGAUUUUCGUCUCUGUCUGGUUCUGGAAGUAGUUGCAGGCCAUAGCCCUGUAGUAUGCGGACCUCGCGCCACGCAAGUGUCGAGAUCCGCUAGUGACAUGAGCAAAUGGACUAGAUCGCCCUGCAUAACUGAAAGAUGGAGAGAUGCAAUCGGCUGCAUCCAACGAUCAUCCCCUACAGGUGGACACCGGGUCCGAAAAAUCUUGUCCAAGCGCAUACCGAGUACUCGAGAAUCAUUCAGAUACUGGCAAGCAACUGCGAUCAAGUAGAACGCACCUCUCACGAGCACAUCGUGCUAUGAGAUUUCCAUUUUGUCGUCCUCGUCACCUUCGUCCUCCUCUGAGUCUUCAUCCCCGCUGCCAGGCCGCAGCGCAGUCUUGAUUCCGUUCAAGACGCUCUUCGCUGCUACCAGCGCCAGACUUCUGGCCUGUGCCAGCUCGUCCUCGUCGAACAGCCCCUCCGGCGACACCGAGCGCCAAUUGGACCACACGCAUCUCGGCACGUCCGGCUCGCCUCCGAACGCGAACGCGAAGCACCCGCUGGCGUCAAGCGGACCCUCAUCCUCGCUGGGGUCAACGACGAGCGCUGCGCGGGUCUUUCCCACGGCCACUGCGCAGACGACGGCUUUCAUCGGCACGGACCCGGCGUUGAGCAGCGCGACGGUGCUGGCGUUGAUCAUCGCCGCGACGAGCGCGUCGGGGGUGUUCUUCGCGGGGCUGCGCACGGGGCUGAGCGCCUGAACGACGAGCUGGAUGAGCGUGCGGGGGUGCUGCGAGAGGAUGAGCGACGGGAGGAGCGCGGCGCGGAUGGCGGCGGCGAGGGAUUUGCUUUGCGUGUUCGGCACGUUGGAGAGCGGGCGGAGGAGAACUUCAAACGUCGCUAGAGACGGGUUCUCAGCUGCGAGCCGGACUUCGACGGGCCCCGAGAUCGAGGCGAGCGCGACGGUGGAUUUGCCUUGCAAACGUAGGGGUUAUUUUUCAUCGCGGACGAGAGAGUGGGGACGAGGGAGGUACCGAAGCUGAAUCUGGCAGAGCCGUCUACUCGUGCGAGUCGAUCCAGAGAUAUUUUCAUGCUUCGAAGGGUUGCAGGAUCUCCGCUAGGACCGCGACGCGAUGUGUCCUCCAUGAGGAAAAGACGGCACGAUCAAUAGUGCACCGCCACCAUCGCUGGAUUCCCUGGGUUAGCCUGGCGACCGUCCCUCACGACCACUCCUCCCGAGCCUCCGAAGCCGGCCCGCUCUGAAGACCGCCAUGAUACGUUCGAAAGUGGAGUCUGAAACGCAUGUUCGAGAUGUGCAAUUGAUCUCCAGGCUGAUUAGCAAGUGUGAAUCCCGGAUCCAGACGUGCCCGGGCGGCGGGCACGCUGCGGCUGCCGUAUCGCCCCGGGCGGUCAUUGCGAACUCCCAGCAUUUAAAGAUGCACGAACAUACUUGGGAAUGCGACCCUGCUACGCACAGAGGAGCCUCAAAUUUCAAUCAAUGCGCUGUAUGAACCGCGAGCCGUCAUGACAACCUGAUAUCUUCUCGCGUGGCCAUACUUGGACGGGAAAACAAAAAUCCAAAAAGCUCCGAGCGUACUUAAGGCGGCUUGUCUCGAGAACAGAGCCGCAACUUCCUCUCUCUUCCGCUCCUUUGUUUUGCUAGGCAAGACGGGUCUUGUCGUGUGUUUUUCUCUGCCGGUCUUCAGUCUUUCCACCUACACUCUUUUUUCGCUGCUGUGCAUCACUCUCUGACACCAUGUUUUGGUACAAGAACCUUGUCAUCGCCACUAUCGCCUCUUCAGCAUUGGCCGGCCCCAUCCGUCGCAAUGUGUUCCUGCAAGAGCGAGAUAUCACCACCACCUUCUGUGCUACAACAACAGUUCCUGUCAUGACUGUCACGUCCACCGUCACCUCGACCUCGACAUCGACACACGUUGUCACCGCCACGGUCUCCUCCGCGGACGCCGCCGCGACCACGGCUGUCGACGUUGUGAGCACCACCGAGCCCUGUGUCGGUACUGUGACAGUAACGGCUACCGACUCCGCUGCUGCGGCUGCUACGGACUCCGCCGCUGCUUCUGCGACCGACUCUGCUGCUGCUGCUGCCACCACCGCUGCUGCUGCCAACAACGCCGCCGCCGCGACGUCGACUGAUCCCUGCCCUCCUGAUGUCACGGUCACGGUCACCGGUGCUGCCGCUGCUGCCUCGGCUACCGAUGCUUCGUCGGCGGUGGCUACUGAUGCUGCUUCGGCGUCUGCUACCGAUGCUGCUUCGGCGUCAGCCACUGACGCGGCCGCCGCUUCAACGGCUGCUGCUGCUGCAUCCACCGGUGCCUCCGCUGCCAUUGGCAACUUCGGCUCUUGCUCUGUUCCCCAGAUCAAGUUCGCCACCGGACUUGAUGGCCGCAGGGAGACCGCUUUCGCGCCGGUCGACCAGAAGUCUUACAACCACGGAUCUGCAGACAACAUCGGCGUCGUGACAUCGUUCAUCUGUCUCGCUUUGACUAACAGCUGUGGUGCUGACGCCACGGCCAAGGCCACCUGCGCCAAGGCCCAGGCCCUCGCCGCCGCUCAGACUCCCUUGGUCGGUAUUGGUGCGGAUGCUUUCAACUCUGUAUUCGGCAUCACCACCAACUUCAACAACGUCUCUGCCGUCAGCAACACCGGCACCCCCGUCGCCGGUACUACCGGGCUCAGCCUUGCAGCAUGAGCGGUGAAGUCAAGAUACAAAAUGGUCCGACAUGUAGCACUAUCACGAACACCCUGGGGUGUUCCUUUUCCUUUUGCCCCCCCCUUUUCUCACGGUUCGACUGAAGAGCCUAGACCGGUAUACUGUAGCUACACACACACAUUGUCACCACCACCCUGAUACCUAGCAAUUCAUCUCGUCGGAUACCCAACCUUUC
Molecule: messenger RNA, 5071 nt
Organism: Mycena citricolor
Lineage: Eukaryota; Fungi; Basidiomycota; Agaricomycetes; Agaricales; Mycenaceae
Source: the annotation of a GenBank genome assembly